AAAAAAAAUAAAAAAAAUAAAAAUUGCGAUGCUCUACACCCUCCUCUCUAUCUCUAUUCGGCUGUUUCUAUCGAAAUCUGAAGCCGAAACAGAGGGAGUAAUCAAGGCCGGAAUAUGCGUUAAUGGCGAGAGCCCAGUCUGGCACGACGAGAGUGAAUCAAAACCACAUCCCCAAUGAAUGGCAAGAGUUUCCAUGCGAGAACUUAUUCGAUUCAGAAACUUCAUUCUCGCACAACCUACUUCCAAAACCAACCUCUCCUCGUCCCCAUUUUGCUCUUCUUGUGCUCCCGCAGAAAGAACUGCAACCUCGCUUUGUCAGCGAAGAUUUGUUCUUGAAACAUGUCAGAAUUUGAGGCAGUUGUUCCAAAUCCAAGCCCAUUUGACCACUUCUGGUCUCUUCCACAACCCCUUUUGGGCAGGAAGAGUUCUGCUGUACUCUUCGGAUUUCGGCGAUAUAGAUUACACUGUUUUGAUAUUCCGAUACAUAGAUUGGCCAGAUACAUUAUGUAUUAAUACUGUCAUCAAGGCCUACUCUAAUAGUCGUGUUUCGUUCCAGGCUGUCGUGUUCUAUUUUGAAUGGUUGAGAAAUGGGUUUUUGCCUAAUAGCUAUACUUUUGUACCGCUUGUUGGGUCUUGUGCGAAGAUGGGUUGUGUUAAAUCCGGGCAGAAAUGUCACGGGCAGGCUGUUAAGAAUGGAGCUGAUUGUGUGUUGCCAGUGCAGAACUCUUUGAUCCAUAUGUACGGGUGUUGUGGGGACGUUGACCUUGCUAGUAAGGUGUUUUUCGAAAUGUCGAAGCGGGAUUUGGUUUCGUGGAAUUCAAUCAUUGAUGGCUAUGCCAGACUUGGUCAUUUGGGUCUUGCUCGUAAGUCGUUUGACGUAAUGCCUGAAAGAAAUGUUGUUUCUUGGAAUAUUAUGAUUAAUGGGUAUUUGAAAGGUGGGAAUCCUGGGUGUGGGUUGAAGUUAUUCAGGGAAAUGGUUAAAUUGGGAUUGAGAGGUACUGAUACGACUGUGGUUAGCAUGCUCACCGCAUGUGGUCGGUCAGCAAGACUGAAGGAAGGAAGGUCAGUUCAUGGUUCUCUUUUUAGGAUGUUCUUGAGAUCGAAUAUAGUUAUUGAUACUUCUCUGAUAGAUAUGUAUAGCAGGUGCAAGAGGGUGGACAUAGCACGCAGAGUAUUUGAAAGAAUGGCAAAUAGGAAUUUAGUUUGCUGGAAUGCAAUGAUCUUGGGGCAUUGCCUUCAUGGGAAUCCAAAAGAUGGGCUUACCCUAUUUGGUGAAAUGUUGGGUAGAAAAAAGUCAAAACAUGGAGAAACCAACCUUGUUAAGAGUUUGAGGCCAGAUGAGGGGCAAGAAGGAAUCAUCCCAGAUGAAAUAACCUUCGUUGGUGUUCUAUGUGCCUGUGCCCGUUCUGGAUUUUUAACGGAGGGCAGAAAUUACUUCACCCAAAUGAUAAAUGUAUUUUGUAUAAAGCCCAAUUUUGCUCAUUAUUGGUGCAUGGCUAAUCUCUAUGCCAGUGUGGGGCUCAUCCAACAGGCAGAGGAAAUCUUAAGGAAUAUGGCAGAAGAUGAUUAUGAUGAUAAGACAUCAGAAUCCCUGUUUUGGGCUAAUUUGCUCGGUUCAUGUCGUUUCCUGGGAGACGUGUCUUUAGGAGAACAAAUUGCCAGAUCUCUAAUUGACAUGGAACCUCAAAAGCCCUCAUACUAUCAACUAUUGUUGAAUGUCUAUGCUGUGGGAGGUCGAUGGGAGGAUGUUGCUAGGGUAAAAGAGAUGAUGAAGGAUCGAAAGGUGGGGAGAAUGCCAGGAUGUAAUCUUAUAGAUUUGAAAGAAAUAGUUCACAAGUUAAAAGUGGGAGAUAAUUUGCGAGAAGGUAUGGAGGAGGUCAGCAUGAUGAUGGGUGAAAUCGCGCAAAAGUUAAGGUUUUCAAGUAAACGGCCAUCUCUAAACAACCCAGAACCUGGGAUUUAGCAUCAAAAAAAAGACUACAGAAAAUGGUUUGUUCACACUUCAUAUGAGAGUUGGUUUCAAGUAGAAGGGAUCAGGGCACCAGCAUAGUCCUUUCCAAAAUGUUAAGGAUAAUGCUUGCCUGAUGAGAGUAGUUUGGUGACAAUGAAUUGAGUGUAGAUUUUUAUGACUUCAGCCAAGAAUGCACGUAUUCUUGUAAAGAAGUUUGAUACCAAAUAACACCUGACUUUACUCUGGUCAGUAUUUCAGUACUUGUCAAAGAGGUCUCCAACAGCAACUGCUACCUACAGAUUAUGACAGUUUCUUUGACACCAAUCUCUCUGCAGGUCAUGAUCGUCCAGUUUUGCCAUACACUAAUCUUUUUGACACUAAUUUGUUGAUUCCUUUUCCAUGUGAAUCUGCAAGGAAUGUUAUUGAUUGUUUCAAGCAUCACAACCAAUUGCCUUUUGUUCUAACCGUGUCAAAAUAAGUUGCAAUGCCAUUCCAACUUCAGUGUUGAA
This is a messenger RNA of Alnus glutinosa, 2460 nucleotides long. RefSeq names its product pentatricopeptide repeat-containing protein At3g51320. Lineage: Eukaryota; Viridiplantae; Streptophyta; Magnoliopsida; Fagales; Betulaceae. Gene Ontology annotation, biological process: RNA modification. The transcript has a single exon. Gene Ontology annotation, molecular function: RNA binding; protein binding. The record is from RefSeq and is a predicted model, not a curated record. Bases 179 to 1963 code for a protein of 594 amino acids.